Dibothriocephalus latus is the source of this 762-nucleotide messenger RNA. NCBI's taxonomy places the organism in Eukaryota, Metazoa, Platyhelminthes, Cestoda, Diphyllobothriidea, Diphyllobothriidae. The record is from the annotation of a GenBank genome assembly.
AUGGCAGUCAUACCAGCGACUCAUUCGAUACCACUCAAACGAUUUGAUCACAGAAUUCCAUUUUCCGUGACACUCGGCGACCGCGAAACAGACGGUGAUCCGAGGUCGUUCGUGAUGCGCACUGGUUUCGCAUCUCACUCGCUGGCACCAGGAAUGGAUACCCCUCAGUAUACAGUAAGCGGUCAACUACCAUUACCACUAAAACUGCAGUACUCUCCUUGUUGGUAUGCUAUUACGCAACUCUUGUACCAAGAAAACCAGUUUUACGUGGACACUUCGCCCCUCCUCUACGUCGACGCUGUUUCGGAAGACAAAGUUGACGCCUCCAUGCGCGACGAAGCCUUGACGCGCCUCCGCUCACUUCAUCGGGCAUACUAUGACUUGUCGCCGACAACGUUUUGCAAGGCGGUAUGCUUGACGGAUACAUUCCUUACAAGGGUGAAAGUCAAGCCGAAGUACAUGAUGUGCGUCGCAGCGGCUUGCUACUACAUUGCUUCCAAGUUCGAAACUUGUAAGCAGCCGCGUCCAACACUCGAUAGCCUCGUCCGUCUCUCCCAUUGCGGUGGGUCCGCGUCGGAUCUUGUUCGCAUGGUAGACAUAAUCCUCACCAAGUUGGGGUCAGCAAACGUGACGGCAAUUGGUGCGGCAUCAUCUACAGUGCUGAAUUUUCUGCAGCUGUUCCUCUAUGCAGGCUCUGAUCCAUCUGGUGUAGAUCAGGGUGCUUUUGCCCUGCCGGCCUUCCUUGUUCGCCAGCUAGAGAUC